ACAAUUAAACAAACAAACCGUACAUAGCGCGACACCUACCGACGAAACAUCAAACGAAAAUCCAUAGUGCUAACAACCUUCGUUCGGAAAUCUAACCACAAAUUGCUGACGAUUUACGAAUCAGACUAUUACACAUCGAAAACACCUCCCCAACAAUGGCGAACUACAGCGAGGACCAGAUGGCCGAAUUCCAGGAGGCUUUCCAGCUGUUUGACAGUCGCGGCGAUGGCAAAAUCCAUGUUUCGCAGAUUGGAGAUGCACUCCGAGCCCUUGGGCAGAAUCCCACAGAGUCGGAUGUCAAAAAGUACACAUUCCAACAUAAAUCUGAUGAACGCGUCUCCUUCGAAGUCUUUCUACCCAUUUACCAGCAAAUCUCUAAAGGAAGAAUCCCGGACACCGCUGAUGAUUUCAUCGAAGGCCUACGUCAUUUUGACAAAGACGGCAACGGCUACAUUAGUUCUGCCGAGCUGAGGCAUUUGUUGAGCACACUCGGUGAAAAACUCACCGACGACGAAGUUGAGCAACUUCUCCAAGGACAGGAGGAUUCGCAGGGCAAUGUCAACUACGAAGACUUUGUCCGUUUGAUCAUGUCGGGUUGAUUAUACGCAUUGAAAACUAAUCAAAAACUUCACCCAACCCAUGCCAGGCUGAUACAUUAUUUGACUUAAAUUGUUGUAUUUAUUCAUCGCGGGGAUUUUUUAAGCUAAGUUGGUGAACAUUGUACUUAGACAUGUUUGAUUUUAAUAAGUGCCUUCUUUCUACCACUGUCGGCCAUAGAGCGCGACGCCAUUGCUUGCAACGCUUUUUUUAAAUUUUCAUUCCAAUAAAUCUGUGCAUUUAUUUACUUAGAUAAAGUUUUUAUGGGACAUGACUGUUAUACAAUUUUUUUCGGUGUAUUAAAAUAUUAGAUAAUAAAAACUAUAUAUCUAUGCGAA
Molecule: messenger RNA, 935 nt
Organism: Dalotia coriaria
Lineage: Eukaryota; Metazoa; Arthropoda; Insecta; Coleoptera; Staphylinidae
Gene: Mlc-c
Product: Myosin light chain cytoplasmic
Exons: 4
Coding region: 156-599 (147 amino acids)
Cellular component (GO): myosin II complex
Molecular function (GO): myosin heavy chain binding; calcium ion binding
Source: RefSeq, a predicted model, not a curated record